Tarenaya hassleriana is the source of this 1070-nucleotide messenger RNA. RefSeq lists its product as uncharacterized. The record is from RefSeq and is a predicted model, not a curated record. The transcript has a single exon. Lineage: Eukaryota; Viridiplantae; Streptophyta; Magnoliopsida; Brassicales; Cleomaceae. Bases 112 to 828 code for a protein of 238 amino acids.
CCCAUCUUAAGCUCAACGGACUUGUCCUUUUGGAUAUUCUCAAAUUAACCCCUAUAUAAAGUUUUUGACCCCCCAACAAGGAAAAAGGGUAAAAAAAAAACAAAAAGCAAAAUGAAGAAUUUUACCAAGAAGUUAUCGAUGAAGUACGUGAAACUCAACAAGUGCCGUCUCCGGCAAGACACGGCCAUGUCGCCGGAGGAUGACGCCGGAGAACUUUUCCGGGAAAUAAGUCCGGCGGAAAACGAAAAGACUGUCGACACUAUCAAUAACAACAAGACGCCGAAGGUUACGAAGAUCAUGGGAUCCAUGCAACGUAAGUUCAUGUCCAAAGAGAAGAAGGUACGUCAAGAACCGUCGGAUUUCGGUGCCGACGGUCACGGUCUCGACCAACCACGACGACCACAGUACGACGGCUCGACUCGGAGAGGCCGACAAGAUCUCGCGGAACGGCUCGAAGGGUUCAAUAAAAGCAACGGACAGGAUCUUCGAUCACGUGACGACGUCAUGGCGCAUAAAGACUAUGAUCGCGUGGAGAGAAAAGCCAGAGGCUUGACCAAGAGCCGGUCGGAUUUCGGGUCGAGGAAAGAGUAUCUUGAUUGGAUCGAAUACGUGGAAGGGUCUAGCCAUCAUUGCUUCGAAAGGUUCGAAGAUUCCACUAGAACCAGAGGGUUCGAGGAACAUCACGAGAGAAAAGAUGGUACGGAGAUUGAUCAUGUCAGCUUCGGACAAUCAGAAGGAUCUAUGGAGGGUAAUAACGACGAAACUCGUUUAAUAAAGAGCUCCAAGACUAACAAAAACAUCGAAUCCGAAACUCCCAAAAGGCUAUAAGAAUUGGUUUGAGAAACGAUUACAAUUACAUUUCGGAUUUUUCGAUAACGAUCGAAAAGUGUAUAAAUCAAUUCAUUUGGACCGACUUGAAUCAUGAAAUUUGGUUCUCCUUAUACCGUAGAUGAAUUGUUUAGUAUAAAUUCUAAGCUGUACUAUAGUCGAUGUUAUACAAGCGAAUUUUAGAAUGUUUUAUUUGUAAUUUGUUCAUUUUUUAAAUACAUUGUCGUGUAUGUUAAUGUAAA